Molecule: messenger RNA, 1815 nt
Organism: Fonsecaea pedrosoi CBS 271.37
Lineage: Eukaryota; Fungi; Ascomycota; Eurotiomycetes; Chaetothyriales; Herpotrichiellaceae
Exons: 8
Coding region: 1-1815 (604 amino acids)
Biological process (GO): transmembrane transport
Cellular component (GO): membrane
Molecular function (GO): transmembrane transporter activity
Source: RefSeq, a predicted model, not a curated record
AUGCCUCCCACGUCGGACACUCUGAUAUGCAGAUCGAACACCUGGAUGCCGACUCUGACACCGACUCCAUGGCAGAGGAAGCCAGAGGAGUCGAGGACUCGGCGGUCCUGGGACGCCACUACUUUCGCCAUUGGCGUCUGGUUGGGUCGAUGGCGGUAUGUGCAAUCGAUCUACCCAGAUAUAUUUGAUUUCGCAACGCUGAUAAAGACCCAGGCUAUGGUUCUGAGCUACGCUGCGGGGUUUUGGGCAUAUGUGAUGCCUUCAUUCUCUCUGAGCGUCAUUCUCGCGGAUCUUGGCCCGAGUCCGAAUUCAAUCUGGAUCAUUCUCUCUUUGACAAUUUGCCAGACCGUCUCCUUCACCAUUGUCGGUCGUUUGUCGGACCUGUUUGGUCGUCGUUGGUACCAGAUCAUCUUCGGCACCAUCGCUUUCGUCGGAUACAUCGUCGCCAGUCGAGCAAAGACAGUCAACACGCUGAUUGGGGCUGGCGUCCUCAUGGGAUUUGGAUCAGCCACUCAGACCCAUUGUGCCGCCAUCGGGGCAGAGCUCUUGCCAAACAAAUAUCGCUAUCUGUACUUCGGCGCAGUCGCUUUUCUCUUUGGCCCUCUGUCAGCAAUUGCGCCUGGUAUUGCACUGACCUUGGCCACACACACUUCCCAAGGCUGGCGAUCAAUCUACUAUCUCCUGGCCGGCACAACCUUUGCCGCAGUCAUUCUGUUCAUCAUCUGCUACCAUCCUCCCAAGUUCGAUCAACUGCAUACCCGGCAUACCAAAUGGCAGUUCAUCAAGUCGCUUGAUUACGUCGGCUUGAUCCUCUUCUGCGGUGGAGUGGUACCGUUCCUCUUCGGAAUUUCGUGGGGUGGACAGAGAUAUCCCUGGGAAUCGUACAAGGUCAUUGUGCCUAUCGUGGUCGGCGGGGUUGUCAUGAUCGUUUUCGUCCUAUGGGAAUACUUUGGAAAGCCAGCCCUGCCUCUGCUUCCACUUCGCCUGUUCAGGAGCCGCAACUUUAACUGCCUGCUGGCAUGCUCUUGUUUUGGCUCCAUGGUCUUCUACGCCUUGUGCAUCCUUUACCCACAGCAGCUGGGGUACGUUUUUGGCAGAUCACCAAGUCAGGCUGGUUGGUACAGCUGCACAAUCACGGCCGGCGUGCUAGCUGGGCAGGGAAUGGCUGGGUUCACGGUGAAAUUAUUCAAAUACAUAAAGUGGCAGCUUCUCCUGUCCUGCAUUAUCUUCACGGCCUUUGUUGGCGCCAGCGCCGCAGCGAGCUUGACUCUUUCAAUGGCCGCUGUUUUCAGCAUCCUUGUCGGCCUCGGCAUCGGAUACAUGGAAAUCAUCACGAUAAGUGGUGCACCUCUCAUGGUUGACACCAAAGACUUUGGAAUUGCCAUUGGUGCCCUUUUCAGCAUCCGGACGUGCUUCUCCACAAUAUCAGACGCGGUGUAUGUCACAAUCCUCAACACUCAAAUCACCAAGAACUUGCCCAAGUACGUCAUUCCCGCCGCCAUGAAGGCCGGCCUAACUCAGAACGCGGCCAUCCAGCUGGUCCAGGACAUCGCUGCUGGCGAUCAAGCGGCGCUCGCCACAAUUCCAGGCAUUACUCCUCAGGUCAUCCAGAGUGCCACCGAUGCUGCUCACACUGCCUUUUUCAAGUCGUUCCAGAUGGUGUACUACUCGUCGAUCGCUUUUGCUUUUUGUGCUGUGAUUGCCGCGCUCUUGGUGGAGGACAAGUUGCUCGAGGAUGCCAUGACUGACAGAGUUGCUCGAAAACUGCAAGGAAUCAAGACUGAGCAGCGCGAAAUCAAGGUCGUCGCGGCCUAA